This is a messenger RNA of Exophiala xenobiotica, 1476 nucleotides long. RefSeq lists its product as uncharacterized. Gene Ontology annotation, biological process: DNA-templated transcription; positive regulation of transcription by RNA polymerase II. The coding region runs from base 1 to 1476 and encodes 491 amino acids. Lineage: Eukaryota; Fungi; Ascomycota; Eurotiomycetes; Chaetothyriales; Herpotrichiellaceae. The record is from RefSeq and is a predicted model, not a curated record. The transcript is spliced from 4 exons. Gene Ontology annotation, molecular function: sequence-specific DNA binding; zinc ion binding; DNA-binding transcription factor activity, RNA polymerase II-specific.
AUGACGAAGGAUGGCUUGCACCCCCCGAAAGGUCGACCUCGAAACACAGCGCCGUCGCACACGUGGAAUCCCAUCUCAGGACAAUACAGCACCCAAUCCAACGAAGCUUCAUCGGCUGAUCUCUCCAUGGAGGAGUCGCCGUCAAAUAGUCAGUUACCGAUUCUACAUGCAACGGAAUUCGAAGAGCUCUUCAACGACAUCUACAACGGCGGCCACUCGGCCAAUUCUCCGUACAGCCUCUUCAUCCUCGACAUUGUGCUUGCCAUUGGCAAACGGCUGACGAACUCUCGUGGUCUGUUCAAGUCUACCUUUCGGACAAGCAAUGCCCAAAAACGUCCUCCUAGCACUGGCGACGGCGGGGAAAAUUACUACACGGCUGCCACGUCCCACCUGGAGAGGCUGCUCAGUUCCCUCAACUCCAGGAGGGACUACCUCGCAUGCCUGUCUGAGCUCCAGGUUGUGCUUCUGAUAUCGACUCUUGCCCUGAUGAUGCCGGUAGCUUCGGGUCUUUGGUAUACCGUCGGUGUUGCCGUUCGGCUUUCGGUCGAUCUGGGACUGCAUCGUGACGGGGAAUGUUUCUCAGAACGCCAAAGCGAAUCAACCCCCGCGGUCGACCUCUGCCCUGCUGAAUGGUCCCCUAUACGGACGAAAGAUUUGAAGAGAAGACUUUGGUGGUGUGUAUACUCGCUGGAUCGGAUUCUAUGCACGUGCACAGAAAGGCCGUUUGGGAUAGCAGACGAGGUAAUCAGUACCAGGUUCCCGUCUCUCUGCGAAGAAUCGGCCAUUACGACCAUGGGCAUCACAGCGGACGCUUCCGGCCGGAGAGCAGGCUCGAAGUUGAUUGCACAACACUUCUUCCGAUACCGGCGUCUACAAGUGGUGCAGAACCGGGAAGCACGAGAUAUGUGGGGUCUAGGAGAUCCUCAUGGCAGUCCCUCAGACGCCAUGCCGCCAUUGUUGUCAUUCUUACAUAGCGCGACCUCCUACAAGGAAUGGCGAACCAACAAGGCCCAGAGUCUUCUGAAAUGGUGCGAGUCCGCUCCUACGCAACAAGAGACUGGGGUCGCAUUUGAUGUACUUUUUUGCCUCAAUUAUUGGCAAGCUUUGAUGAUGCUCUACCGCCAGCGUGUGGACCUGCCGGGAACCUUCCAAAAAAGAUUUGCCACCACGCAAGCGAUCAUCUGUCGAGGUCCUAUGCACGAUGAUCAGAAAAGCGGAUAUGAAGAUGAGCACCUGAUAUUGGCAGAGGCAGGACAACAUGUGAUAAGACUGUACCGGCAACUGCAACAGCGUGGUCUUUUAUGCUACCCUUAUCUUGCCACCAACCACUCUGCUGCACUCAUUUUGGCAUUCCGCGAGCGUCCAGUAGAAGAUAGGUGGCGACGAGAUCGAUCUUCUUACUCUAACGGCCUGCUCGGUCCUGGAGGCUCUAACGGAACUUUGCUCACCGGCAAAGCGCUGCUUAGAAGUCCUUGA